Molecule: messenger RNA, 1848 nt
Organism: Glarea lozoyensis ATCC 20868
Lineage: Eukaryota; Fungi; Ascomycota; Leotiomycetes; Helotiales; Helotiaceae
Product: Metalloproteases (zincins), catalytic
Exons: 3
Coding region: 1-1848 (615 amino acids)
Biological process (GO): proteolysis
Cellular component (GO): cytosol
Molecular function (GO): epoxide hydrolase activity; aminopeptidase activity; zinc ion binding
Source: RefSeq, a predicted model, not a curated record
AUGGCAUCAGCAAGCAUCAACAUGCCACGUGAUCCCAACACGCUCUCCAACUACAACAAUUGGAGAACAAAGCACACUAUUGCCGAUCUUGACAUUGAUUUUAAGCAGCAGCGCCUAACCGGGACAGUCACCUUGCAAUUGGAGAGUAUCACCGAGAAAGAAUCUGAAGAGAUCAUUCUUGAUACCAGCUUCCUCGAUAUUCAAGAGAUCAGCGUUAAUGGCAGUAAAACCGACCACUGGAAAGUUGCCGAUCGGUUUGAGCCAUAUGGCAGUCCCUUGAGUGUAAGAGUACCAGGUGGAGCCGCCAAAGGCACCAUCGUAGCAGUUGCUAUUGCACUUGCAACUACAGAGAAAUGUACUGCUCUGCAAUGGAUGGCACCAUCUCAAACAUCAAACAAGAAAUUCCCGUACAUGUUCUCUCAAUGCCAGGCUAUCCACAAUCGAUCCGUUUUCCCUUGCCAGGAUACACCAGAUGUGAAGAGCACCUAUGACUUCAAGAUCCGUUCUCCAUUGCCUGUUGUUGCCAGUGGUCUGGCAACUGGUGCUACUCUGUUCGAACAUGGAAAGGAUGACGAAUUAGGAACAUUACAAUACUCCUUCAAGCAAGAGAUUCCAAUGCCGUCUUAUCUAUUUGCUCUUGCAUCUGGUGAUAUUGCGACUGCUUCUAUUGGUCCACGUUCUCUGGUAUCUACAGGUCCCGAGGAGCUUUCGGAGGCCAAGUGGGAGUUGGAAGCAGAUACAGAAAAGUUCAUCCAGGUCGCAGAAAAGCUGAUCUACUCAUACAAAUGGACUCAAUACAAUGUUCUAGUACUUCCACCAAGCUUUCCAUACGGAGGAAUGGAAAAUCCAGUCUUUACCUUUGCUACACCCACUAUCAUCAGUGGCGAUCGUGAGAACGUGGAUGUCAUCGCUCACGAGUUGAGUCAUUCCUGGAGUGGAAAUCUGGUGUCCAACGCUAGCUGGGAGCAUUUCUGGUUGAACGAAGGAUGGACAACUUACCUUGAGAGAAGAAUCGGAGCCGCUGUUCAUGGUGAACCGCAUCGAGAUUUCUCUGCCAUUAUCGGAUGGAAAGCAUUGCAAGAUUCCGUGGCACAGUACGGAGAUGACCACGAGUUCACAAAGCUCGUCAUUGAUCUCAAGGGCAAAGAUCCCGAUGAUGCUUUCAGUAGCAUCCCAUACGAGAAAGGAUUUCACUUCCUGUACUAUUUGGAGAAGUUGGUUGGCAAAUCUGCAUGGGAUAAAUUCAUCCCCCACUAUUUCACAACCUGGAUGAAGAAGUCUCUUGAUUCGUAUGACUUCAAAGCUACGCUACUCGACUUUUUUGCUUCAGAUAAGGAGGCAUCGAAGGCGUUAGAGGCAGUAGAUUGGGACAGCUGGUUCUACAAACCUGGUCUACCACCAAAGCCAGAUUUCGACACAAGUAUUGUCGACAAAUGUUACGCUUUGGCGGAUAAAUGGGAGUCAAACGAUUACAAACCACAACCCUCCGACGUCGAAGGCUGGUCCGCAAACCAAAUCGUCGUCUUCCUCGAGAAGAUCCAACUUUUCAAGACCCCCAUUCCAGUAUCUCAAUCCAAGGCAAUGGGAUCAGCUUACUCUCUGACCAACACCCGCAACGUCGAGCUUUCUUCGCGUUACUUUGGUAUCGGCCUGACCUCCAAAGAUGAGAGUGUGUAUCAGCCUACUGCUGAGCUACUUGGCAAGGUUGGGCGCAUGAAGUUCGUUCGCCCUCUCUACAGAAAGCUGGAGAAGGUGGAUAGAGAAUUGGCAGUUGCUACGUUUGAGAAGAAUAAGGAUUUCUAUCAUCCUAUCUGCAGGGCUCAGGUUGAGAAGGAUUUGGGCGUGUGA